AUGCGAAAGAUAGUUCUGCCACAGGAUGUACUGGCUGAUGUACCUCACUGGACGGAAAACCCCUCGUUAUUCUUUUGCGAUGAGGGCAGCAAGUUAGACUUGGUUUUCGACCCCAUCCCUGGAAUGUACAAAUACCUUGACGGGCUUACAGUGCGGCGGACGAUUGACAAGAUUCGUGAGCGCUUUGUCAAAAUCGUAUAUCACCGACUGAAGGAAAGAUUAAGUCUAGGAUACAUUCGCUCAGAUUGCGUCGACGAUGUGUUGGCAAUCACUUCAAAAUCGGGUUUAAUCAGUCAUGAAUCCGACGACAUCAAAUCCAAGAUCACCAGGUGGUCAAAAUUGGGCAAGAAACUUGAUACAUUUUGCCUAAGCAUCGGAGGUUCUGCCAGCCAUGACAAUUGGCACCUGGGCAACCUUUUCUGUCUGCCUGAGGACUGCCAUGAUGAGUUCAUAAGACUUCUAGGUUUGACGGGGGCGGUUAGGGAUCAACAAGUCCAAAAGAUCAAAGAUCGUGGCAUACUGGAGGUGCAAGACAGACCUAAGUUAGAUAACCUGGCGGCUAAGAUAUUCGACGUCUUAUGGAAAAGGAUCGAAGUGUCCAUCGAUGAGAUAAAAAAAAAGUCACCGGAAUCGGCCUUGGGUGAGUAA
Messenger RNA from Aspergillus calidoustus, 648 nucleotides. NCBI's taxonomy places the organism in Eukaryota, Fungi, Ascomycota, Eurotiomycetes, Eurotiales, Aspergillaceae. The record is from the annotation of a GenBank genome assembly.